CACCGUUCACGCCACCCUCUCCUAGCGGCAGCGACGACGACGUGGGCUCUCUCCCCGACCUGCUGCGUGCGCUCAUCGCCCUCGUGUGGCCGCUGCUCGUGCUGCUCGCAUCCUUCUUUGCCCUCAAGGACGACCCGAUGGUGUCUGCUGCCAACCUCGCUGUGCUCUGCUGGGGCCUCAGGCCCGAUGAGGAGAGCCUUCAGAUUUGGCUGGAGCAGAAGCGGAGCGAGGAGCUGAAGGACAAGAAUGGGCUAGACUGGGCCAAGUCUCAGGUGAUGGGAGCUGUGGUGAAGGUCGAAUAUACCGACUACUGGUUCUUCUCCCUCGCUAAAGUGUCAUCCCUGACAAGCAGCUACACUGUAGUCGGCAUCCUCAAUAACUGGUUCACUGUUGCCACCACCAAGCAGUCCCUGCAGUUUCCAGGUCUCAGAGACCGAGACUCUGAAUACUGAUCCAAAGCUCGCGUGUUUAUGGAGAACCCAAGUUACCAGCUUUGAUGGUUCUACCUCAGCACUACUUAAGUGGUGGUGACACAGUUCAGAGCGUCCGAUUACAAAAUGCUAUCAUAUAAUUUUAUAGUCGACUGUGGACGUGUCGAUGUAGUAUAAUGGU
This is a messenger RNA of Closterium sp. NIES-67, 612 nucleotides long. The record is from the annotation of a GenBank genome assembly. NCBI's taxonomy places the organism in Eukaryota, Viridiplantae, Streptophyta, Zygnematophyceae, Desmidiales, Closteriaceae.